This is a messenger RNA of Schistosoma turkestanicum, 1697 nucleotides long. Lineage: Eukaryota; Metazoa; Platyhelminthes; Trematoda; Strigeidida; Schistosomatidae. The record is from the annotation of a GenBank genome assembly.
GUCAUAAUUUUAAACUGGCAAACUGAGAAGAACUGUUCAAAUGUCUAUAGUUUCCCUUCAAAUUGGCCAAUGUGGUAAUCAAAUUGGAGCAAAGUUUUUCAAUACUAUAUAUGAUGACUGUUGUGCCAAGCAAAAAUCACUUUCACCAAAAGUUGAUACAGCUUAUAUUCAAGACUCAUUAAAUACAUUCUUUUAUGAAUCUUCGAGUAGACAUACUGUUAAUAAUUUGACUUUACUUCAGAAGGAUGUCUAACAGCCAGAUGUGUUCAAGUGGAUAUGGAAGAAAAAGUUAUUGCCAGUGUUACCAAGAAUACUUGUCCGGAAAAGUGGAUUUAUUCUCCUAAUAGUUACAUUACAUCUAAAUGUGGUUCAGGGAAUAAUUGGGCAUAUGGUUAUUUUGUGCACGGAAAUAAAUUCGAAGAUCAGAUACAGUGUUUAAUUCAGAAUCAAUUAGAAAAUUGUGAUUCACUGGACGGUUUUCUAGUGACGAUGAGUUUAGCUGGUGGAACAGGUUCCGGUAUGGGAACGAAAAUACUCACGCAUUUAUCUGAUAUUGUACCUAAAGCAUGUGUACUAUCACAAUUAAUAUGGCCAUUUACACGUGGUGAAGUAUCGGUUCAAGCUUAUAAUGCUAUACUUACACUUGGGCAUUUGUUAUCUCCAUCUACAGCCAAUAGUCUUGAUGGUUUUCUAAUGCAUCAUAAUGAUACGUUACAUUCAAUUUGUUCAAAUCGUCUUUUAGCUAGUGAUCCAAAUUGUCAAAUUGGAAUGGAUCAUUUAAAUGCUCUACUUACUCAUCAAUUAGCAGGAAUUUUACAGCCUACUAUAAAUUAUACUGAAUCAGAAUAUUUUAAAGAUAAAAAACGUUUAACAUCUUAUUUAUUGGAUCUUUGUGGACAUCCUGAUUAUCGAAUAACACGUUUACGUUGUUUACCUUAUAUGCCAGUAGAAAAUCGUAAAUUUUGUACAGAAACUUGGUCUCAAUUAGCUCGACAUGCUAGACAAAUGUUAUUGACAGGUUCUGCUGUAGAAGAUAAACUUGAUUGGUCGGUCAAUACUUCAGGUAGUGGAUCCAAAAACAGAUUUGAGAAUUCACGGCUACCAUUGCUGUCCUAUCUAUCUGUAUUACGUGGUGACGGAGCAAGUGAUCACGUUCGAAAUCCGAUUAAUUUUAUUAAUUCACUUACUAGGGAUAUUUUGGUUGCUGGACCUCCACCAGCUCCUGUUCCCUCUUCUUUAGGCUCAGCUGUUCGUGGACAUCCUCGUCAUUUUGGAGAGUACCCUCGCAGUUUAUUUGUUGCUUCUAACGGUGGUGGCCCACGUAUAGACAAUACUUCUACCGUUGGAAUUGAUCGCAAAGAAUUAUGGAUGUCUGCAGCGUCGUUAGGUGACACAUCAUCUAGUUUGAAGUAUGUAUCCUCUCGUGCCUGGGAAUUGUUUGCUUCUAGAGCAUACAUUCAUCAAUAUGAAAAAUAUGGACUGACAACAGAUAUCUUCAUGGACUGUGUCGCUACAGUAGAGCAAAUCGCACACUGCUAUUCUACUUUAUCAUGGCACUAAAAUUUUUCUUGGGUUUUAAUCUUUAAUUUACUUAACAUUUUGUAAAUAGUUUCUUCAAUGUAUAUAAAAAAAAUAUACUCAAUUUUCUAUUCAUUGUACUUUUUCAGUUGAGUUUUUAAUUGACUGCAGAAUGUUUG